CGUUGCUUUAAAUACACUGGUUCUUCACCUUCACCCCGCGCAUGCGCUUCCCUCGGGCCAGAUUCCAGAAUCCCCCGCGUAGUGUUGUUGAUGCAGGAAACACAUUCUCUUCUGAAGCAAUCGACCACUCUAAGCAUUCUCCCGGAUCACCCGCAAAUCAUCCUCACGUGACCAUUUCCCUCUUCAAAGCAAGCACAUAGCUUGCAGUCUCACUCAAUCGUGUGAACAACAUGAAAAUUGGUAUCAAUUUUGUUGCCAAAAGUCCAAAUGAAAAACUCUUCAUCUUCAUAUAUAAUACCUAACCCAAUUGAACAAACCUACACAUAUUGGUUUGUCUCUUCUCUCAAGUCCAAUUUCAUUAUUGUGCACUAAUGUCGGUCCGUCAAACUUUGCUUCUUCAACUAAUUCUAUUACUUUCACUACAAUGUUUAUGUAAGUCAAUAAGCAGCUGGGAGAAUUAUCUAGGCAACUCCGAAUUACACGAAAUAAAGAAUGUUGCUUUUUCUCCACAUAUAUCUCCAAGUGUGGAUCCUCAACCACUUUAUCCAUUCCAAGCUCCAACUCCAUUGAUGCCUUUCACCCACAACAGUGUGCCAAAGUUAUCAGGGCGUUGUUCAUUUAACUUUUCGGCUGUUGAACAUAUACUGGGGGUAACAGCAACUGAUUGCUGGGCUUCGCUCGCUCCAUACCUUGCAAAUGUAGUGUGUUGUCCUCAAGUUGAUUCCAGCCUAGCGAUUCUUAUAGGCCAGUCCAGUAUUCACACUCGGAAGCUCGCGCUGAAUGAUACUGAAGCAAGACACUGCGUCUCAGAUUUCCAGCAGAUCAUGGAUAGUAAAGGUGCCAGUGAGAGUCUUCUAGAGAUAUGCUCAGUUCACCCAUCGAAUCUCACGAAAUUAUCUUGCCCUGUAACUGAUGUUAACGAGAUUGAAGAAAAAAUAGAUUCCUCUGCUUUACUGGUUGCUUGUGAGAUAAUUGAUCCUGCUAAUGAGUGCUGCAACCAAGUUUGCCAAAAUGCCAUAUCAGAUGCUGCUGAAGAAUUAGCUGUAACGAAUCAUACAAGAACUGGUUUGGGAAGCACUUCUGUAGUAUCUGAGCAGGCGUCUCUUGUAAAUUACUGUAAGGAUAUUGUGCUCCGGUGGCUAGCUAGUAAACUCGAUCCCGCUUCUGCAAAUAGAGUUCUCAGAGUACUUACUAGUUGCAAAAUAAACAAAGCAUGUCCAUUGCUUCUUCCUGACGUGAAAAAUGUUUCAACGAAUUGUGGAUAUUUAACAAGCAAUCAGACAGCUUGCUGCAAUGCCAUGGACAGUUACUUAUCACAGUUGCAAGAGCAGAGCUUUGUUACUAACUUGCAGGCUUUAAAUUGUGCGGCUUCACUUGGCUUGAAGUUGCAAAGAGCUAAUAUUUCGAGCAAUAUUUAUAAACUCUGCCAGAUAAAUCUCAAAGAUUUUUCCCUUCAAGUGGACUCGAAAGUAUCUGGUUGUCUUUUUCCAAGUUUGCCUUCCGAUGUAACAUACGACAAAGCUUCGGGAAUCAAUUUUAUUUGUGAUCUUAAUGAUAAUGUCGCAGCCCCUUGGCCCUUGGGUUCUGUUGAUUCAUCUUCUUCAUGCAAUAGAAGUAUAGCCACCAAGUUUCCAGAACUCCCCAAAGCAACAUCGGCACAAAGUGGAAUAUAUGUUAAAGGUGUGUCUUUUACACUGUGGAUCGCCUCCGUGAUGGUUCUUCGAAUGCUUGCUUAAUCAAUUUGUUAUUAAUUUCAUUCCCUCGUCAUUGAUCUAACAAGUACAGAAUUAAAACUUCAUCUCCUCGAGCAAGAAUCCUCAAAAACCACAAUGGAUAUAACAUGAGCUGCAAACUAUUGUUUUGUAAAUAAGUAAUGAGUUGCUUCAAUAAUCGUUAUUGUAAUCACCUAUUCGUAAUGUUCUUAAGGUUGGAAAUUUCUGAAGUUUGUAUUCAUGUUCUUGAGGGUUGAUAGACUUGGACCUAAAUGAUAUCGAAUUUUAUAAUUAAA
Molecule: messenger RNA, 2008 nt
Organism: Olea europaea var. sylvestris
Lineage: Eukaryota; Viridiplantae; Streptophyta; Magnoliopsida; Lamiales; Oleaceae
Exons: 8
Coding region: 372-1736 (454 amino acids)
Cellular component (GO): plasma membrane
Source: RefSeq, a predicted model, not a curated record